Molecule: messenger RNA, 342 nt
Organism: Knipowitschia caucasica
Lineage: Eukaryota; Metazoa; Chordata; Actinopteri; Gobiiformes; Gobiidae
Source: the annotation of a GenBank genome assembly
AUGGGCAGAUGGGGCAGGGCCGGAGCCACUCUCAUCACUUGCUUGGGCUGCCUCUGCUCCUGCACCUGUCCACCACACUUAAUGGUCCCGCUGCACCUGGAGAGGCCAUCACGCUCUGCCAUCAAAGCUCUGGAGCCCACUGCGGAGAGGGGGGCCAGCCUGUACCUCCUGCCGGCGGCCCCGGUGUCUGCAGAAGAUUGGGUAGUGGCUUCAGGAGAGAUGGAUGUCAGGCCGGAUGCUUAUUACACUUUGGGAGCAGCACAAAAAGCCGGUCAGGGCACUUCAUCCAUCAUAUGUUUGCACUCACCCCUCAUAUGUCCUGAGCAGAUCAUCAGACUAUAG